Messenger RNA from Acanthoscelides obtectus, 323 nucleotides. The record is from the annotation of a GenBank genome assembly. Lineage: Eukaryota; Metazoa; Arthropoda; Insecta; Coleoptera; Chrysomelidae.
UGACAAAAUAAUAUGUCAUUACAAAUUUCGUAAUUUAUCGUAGCAAAGCAUUUUCCUGUGACUGCCAUAUCAACGUUGGCGGUAGUAUGAAAAGAAAGGCCGUCGCAUUAAGGCAUGACAUCACGUCCCAAAUAUACGGCUUUGUUUACGUUCAUCUCACACGACUCUUUACGGGAGUUCGUGUUUUGCUUCUGAAGUUCCUGCGACAAAACGAGCUCUGCCACUCGUCCAUUACAGUAAAGCAGAUGAUAACCGCGGUGUAUGCCGAUCUUAUGUAGGAUGCAUAAUGUUUCCGCUGACGUCACAACGAAAAUAGUCCAAUC